Messenger RNA from Nicotiana tabacum (common tobacco), 3081 nucleotides. Its product is annotated as fimbrin-1. Gene Ontology annotation, biological process: actin filament network formation; actin filament bundle assembly. Gene Ontology annotation, molecular function: actin filament binding. Lineage: Eukaryota; Viridiplantae; Streptophyta; Magnoliopsida; Solanales; Solanaceae. The record is from RefSeq and is a predicted model, not a curated record. Gene Ontology annotation, cellular component: cytoplasm; actin filament bundle; actin filament.
UCCUUAACUGCCCUUCUCCGCCUCAUAGUCUUUGCGUGUCCUCUGCCCAAAACUUCUCUUCUCUCUCUCUCUCUCUCUCUUCCCCUCUGUUUUUGCUCCAUAUCCAAGCAAACACCACAUCUCUCUCUUUGUUACAGUCUCUUUUCUAUUAUUGACAAAAACAGUCAAAGCUUGAAAAGUAUAAGAAAACAAGUUGCUACAGCUAUUUAAUUACUAGUAAAUAGUAAUUGGUGAUGUCUUUCGUUGGUGUUUUUGUUUCUGAUCAAUGGCUUCAAAGUCAAUUCACUCAAGUCGAACUUCGCAGCCUUAAAUCCAAAUUCAUUUCAGUUAAGAAUCAGAAUGGAAAAGUAACAAUUGGAGACUUGCCGCCUUUGAUGGCGAAAUUAAAGGCUUUCAAUGAGAUGUUUAAUGAGGAAGAGAUCCGAAAUAUCUUGGCUGAAUCAGGUUCCGACGUCAACGAUGAGAUUGAUUUCGAAAGCUUCCUUAAAACAUACUUGAAUCUGCAAGCUCGAGCUGCCUCUAAAUUAGGCAGUUCUAAACAUUCAUCUUCCUUCCUGAAGGCCUCCACAACUACACUUCUUCAUACGAUCAGUGAAUCAGAGAAAGCAUCAUAUGUAGCUCAUAUAAACAGCUAUCUAAGAGACGAUCCAUUCUUAAAGCAAUUUCUUCCAAUCGAUCCAGCUUCAAAUGCUUUGUUUGAUCUGGCAAAGGAUGGAGUUCUUUUAUGUAAGCUGAUCAAUGUCGCUGUACCUGGCACAAUAGACGAGCGAGCUAUUAACAUGAAACGAGUAAUCAACCCAUGGGAGAGAAAUGAGAAUCACACCCUUUGCCUCAAUUCUGCAAAGGCUAUUGGAUGCACUGUUGUUAAUAUUGGCACUCAAGACCUGGUUGAAGGACGACCUCAUCUAGUACUUGGGCUGAUUUCUCAAAUUAUCAAGAUCCAACUAUUGGCAGAUCUCAACCUCCGGAAGACCCCUCAGCUCGUCGAACUGGUGGAGGACAGCAAUGAUGUUGAGGAGCUCAUGGGGUUAGCACCAGAAAAGCUCUUACUAAAAUGGAUGAAUUUUCAUCUAAAGAAAGCUGGUUACAAGAAAACAGUAGCAAAUUUUUCUUCUGACCUGAAGGACGGGGAGGCCUAUGCUUACCUUCUUAAUGUACUUGCACCAGAGCAUUGCAGCCCAGCGACUUUGGAUGUCAAGGAUCCCACUGAGAGAGCUAACUUAGUUCUUGAGCAUGCAGAGAAAAUGGAUUGCAAAAGAUAUCUAGAUCCGAAGGACAUCGUUGAAGGCUCUUCCAAUUUAAAUCUUGCUUUUGUUGCACAGAUAUUCCAUCAGAGGAGUGGAUUAUCUACUGACAGCAAGAAGGUCUCCUUUGCAGAGAUGAUGACAGACGACGAGUUAAUUUCCAGGGAAGAGAGAUGCUUCCGACUAUGGAUUAAUAGUCUCGGGAUAAACUCUUACGUUAAUAAUUUGUUUGAAGAUGUCAGAAAUGGAUGGGUACUUUUGGAGGUAUUGGACAAGGUUUCUCCAGGAUCUGUUAAUUGGAAGCACGCAACAAAACCUCCAAUUAAAAUGCCAUUUCGGAAAGUUGAAAACUGCAACCAAGUUGUCAGGAUUGGGAAGCAGUUGAAACUUUCCCUUGUAAAUGUGGGUGGAAACGACUUUGUCCAAGGGAAUAAGAAGCUUAUACUUGCUUUCCUGUGGCAGUUGAUGAGGUUUAAUAUGCUUCAGCUUUUGAAGAACUUGAGAUCGCGUUUCCGAGGGAAGGAGAUUACUGACGCUGAUAUUCUAGUUUGGGCAAACAAAAAAGUGAAAAGCACUGGAAGAACAUCUAAAAUGGAGAGUUUUAAGGAUAAGAAUCUUUCAAGUGGAUUAUUCUUUCUCGAGCUUCUCAGUGCUGUGGAACCAAGGGUUGUUAAUUGGAAUCUUGUUACCAAGGGUGAAAGUGAUGAGGCAAAGAAACUGAAUGCUACUUAUAUCAUCAGCGUUGCACGGAAACUUGGGUGCUCUAUCUUUCUGUUGCCUGAGGAUAUCAUGGAGGUUAACCAAAAGAUGAUCCUUACUCUCACUGCCAGCAUAAUGUACUGGAGCCUUCAGCAGACAGCGGAAGAGGCGGAGUCUGCAUCUCCUGCGAGUACUAUAACUGAUGCAUCACCAGUACGAUCUACAAAUGGUUCAAUGUCCCCCUUGAUUGCUGCUUCGCCUGAUGCAUCCCCUGCACCGUCAAUUAGUGGAGCAUCCUCUCCUGUGGUGGAUGCAUCUCCAGCACCGUCUGUCAAUGGAGAUGAAGAAAGCCAACUAAUUGCUGAAGUGUCAAAGUUGGCAGAUGAUGACGCAUCGUCUGAUGUGUUAGCAUCCCCGGAGCAGGCUGAAAAUGCAGAGAUACCAUCAGAUGUGCACAGGGAUGCUGAAAAUGCAGAGAUACCAACAGAUGUGCACAGGGAUGAUGAAAAUGCAGAGAUACCAACAGAUGUUUGCGCGGAUGCUGACAAUGCGGAGAUACCAUCAGAUAUGCCCCCAUCCCCGCAACUUGAGGAUACAGAACAACAGAGUGGCCUCUCACAUGAAGUUGAAAAUGAGGGUACAAAACCAGAUAAUGAACAAUAGUUGGAAGUUGUCUUUUUUACAAGCUCAAGGGACAGAGAAUAAGCAAGGGGAGAAAGCAAUACCAACGAAAAUAAACAAAGAAAAUGUGUUUUUAGAUGAAUGAUAGUAAAGUGCGAAAUGUGAUUAGAUACGAAUAUAGAUUUAAGUACACAAUGUUAUCAGCUCAGGAAGAUAGUACACACCUUUGGAGAACAACUGUACUUUUUCCAAUUUUGUUUCCUGUUAGUUUUCUAUAGAUAUUUCCUUUUGAAUGUAAGUAGCGUUUGGUCCAUUUGAUGUAUGGCUUAGAUUGUGGAAAUUUUCCCAAUGAUUCAUGCUCAUGAAUACGCAGACGAUGUAUAACUACUAGUAUCCUGAAGUUCGGAUAGACUAUUUUUUGAGGUAGCAGGAUUUAGGGGUAGAAGGGUUAUUCGUGUUUUAUAUAAUCAUUGUGCAUUUUUUUAUGUAAACGCACAUUAAAAGUGUGUUUUUUGAA